AUGACUUUUGACAAAACCGAACUUAAAGUCAACCCAGAAAACGAAGAGCUUUACAAGACUUUUCUUCCAAAGGUCGAAAAGUACAGACAAGCUUUGAAGGAUGGGAUACUGGAAGAAUACAAGCUUCCUGACGAGUUCUUGCCAAAAAAUGUCGGUGUCGAUGUGACCAAGAUUCCGGAGCAGAUCUUGUCCAAGAAAGAGAUUUACAUUACCGAAUUGAAGGCUGUCGACUUAGUUUCUCAGAUUGCCAAGGGUGAGCUUUCAUCUGUGGAAGUUUUCAAGGCAUAUGCCAAGCGUGCAACCAUGGCACACCAGUUAACCAACUGUGCUAUGGAGUUGUUUACCGACGAAGGCUUGAAGCGUGCUGGCGAGCUUGAUGAAUAUUUCAGUGCCAACGGCAAGACGGUUGGUGCGCUACACGGUGUUCCUGUUUCCUUGAAGGAACACUACGACUACAAGGGCAAGAUCACACAUGCUGGUUAUGUUGGCUUGAUCGACAAUGUCUCUGAGAGCACCAACCAGUGUGUCCAGAUCUUGUAUGACGCCGGUGCGGUGUUCUACGUCAGAACCACCGAGCCUCAGCUCUUGAUGCACCUCUGCUCGAACAACAACAUCACAGGCAUUGCCAAAAACCCUACCAACACCGCCCUAACCACCGGUGGUUCCUCUUCUGGUGAGGGUGCAAUUGCUGCAAUGAAAGGUUCUGCCCUUGGUGUCGGUUCAGACAUUGGUGGUUCGAUCAGAGCACCAGCGGCCUUCUGCGGAGUGUGGGGUCUGAGACCAACCCAGAAGAGAAUCCCAAUGUUGCCGAUCACCCCAGCCGGCAGUGGUGUCCAAGAACUCGUUGUUCCCGUUUUGGGUCCCUUGGCAAGAUCUGCCGAAGAUUUGGAGCUGUUCAUGAAGGUUGAGCUCGGCAGCAAGCCAUGGGAAACUGACGCCACGUUGGUUCCAAUGCCUUGGAGAGACGUUGCCGUUCCAGAACCUAAGCAACUCAAGGUCGCUGUCUGCUAUGACGACGGAGUCGUCAAGCCUACUCCGCCAAUUCUCAGAGGACUUGAGGCUGCCGCCAAAAAGUUAAAGGAGGCAGGCGUCAAGGUCGUAGAGUGGAAGGCCUUCAACGUCCAAGAGUGCGUCACUGCUGCGUAUGACGGUUACAACGCCGACGCCAACAAGAAACAACUGAGUCUCUUAAAGCUCUCUGGUGAGCCUGUCUUGCCCCUUAGUAAGCACAUCUUGAACAGCGGCUGUGGCUUUGACGGACUCUCGGUCUAUCAGUACCAGAAUGACUCGGGAGUCAGAGACGGCACCAGAACCGCCUACCUUGAGCAGAUGAACGAGCUGGACGUCGACUUCAUUCUCUGUCCUGUCUACAGCUCCGUUGCGCCUUUGCCCGAAACCUGCCACUACUGGGGUUAUACCAGUUUGUGGAAUCUUUUGGACUUCCCUAAUGUCAUUUUCCCAACUGGCCUUAAGUGCGACCCAGCUGUUGACAAGCCAGACACAAGCUACGUCCCAAGAAACGACACCGAGAAGUACGAACACGAGUUGUACGACGACGCUGCCAAAUUUGCCGGAGCACCUAUUAGCUUGCAGCUUACCGGUAAAAGAUGGUUCGACGAGGAAUUAGUUAAGGCCUCACAGAUCGUCGCCGAGAUCAUCGCCAAGUAG
Molecule: messenger RNA, 1668 nt
Organism: Pichia membranifaciens NRRL Y-2026
Lineage: Eukaryota; Fungi; Ascomycota; Pichiomycetes; Pichiales; Pichiaceae
Exons: 1
Coding region: 1-1668 (555 amino acids)
Source: RefSeq, a predicted model, not a curated record